This is a messenger RNA of Protopterus annectens (West African lungfish), 4441 nucleotides long. It is a transcript of the gene PLCB1, whose product is annotated as phospholipase C beta 1. Gene Ontology annotation, molecular function: calmodulin binding; phosphatidylinositol-4,5-bisphosphate phospholipase C activity; calcium ion binding. The record is from RefSeq and is a predicted model, not a curated record. Lineage: Eukaryota; Metazoa; Chordata; Ceratodontiformes; Protopteridae. The transcript has 32 exons. Gene Ontology annotation, biological process: memory; lipid catabolic process; phosphatidylinositol-mediated signaling. Bases 267 to 3935 code for a protein of 1222 amino acids. Gene Ontology annotation, cellular component: cytoplasm; nuclear speck.
AGCAGGAGCUUUACAGCGCGUGGAAGGCGGAGAUAGUUACUGAAGAUAGCUGCCGACACUAGCCUGUUUUCAAGACGUGUGUGUAAUGCCUAUGUAAUGCUUGCGUUUUACACCCGCUUAUUGACACGGCUAUGAAGACGGAUCUACCUCUUGGAAAUUGAAAUCCAAUUUAUUUGCAUUGUUGUUCACUUGUUUCCCUUGACUGAAUUCUUUAAGAGCAACCCUUUGCUUUUCUGGUCUCUGUUGGAUAGUGUAAAUGUGUUUAAAUGGCUGGGGCACAGCCUGGUGUGCAUGCUUUGCAGCUCAAACCUGUCACAGUCUCUGACAACCUGAAGAAGGGCAGCAAAUUCUUGAAGUGGGACGAUGACUCUAAUACUAUUUCAUCUGUUUAUUUAACUCUGGAUCCUCAAGGAUUCUUCCUUUUCUGGACAGAGCAGAGCAAGGAAACAGAGCUUCUUGACAUCAGCCAGGUUAAAGAUGCAAGAACGGGAAAAUUUGCCAGAACCCCAAAGGAUCCAAAGCUACGGGAACAACUGGAUGCAACGAUCACAGGAUGUCGCCUGGAAAACAGAAUGGUUACAGUUGUGCAUGGUCCAGAUAUGGUCAACAUUUCCUACCUGAAUUUAGUUGCUGCUUCAGAAGAUAUUGCAAAGGAAUGGGCAGAUGAGAUAUUUGCUCUGGCAACAAACCUCCUGGCACAGAAUAUGUCUAAGGACGCAUGUCUUGAAAAGGCGUACACAAAGCUCAAACUUCAGGUCAACCCAGAAGGUCGUAUUCCAAUAAAAAACAUUUACCGCAUGUUCUCAGCUGACCGUAAGAGAGUGGAAACAGCAUUAGAAUCCUGUAAUCUUCCAUCGGGUAGGAAUGACACCAUAUCUCCAGAUGAUUUCACACCUGAAGCUUACAGAAUAUUUGUAAAUAGCAUCUGCCCAAGACAAGAAAUCGACAAUAUAUUUUCGGAAUUUGGUGCCAAGAGCAAACCAUAUCUUACUGCUGAUCAGAUGUUGGAAUUUAUAAAUGCCAAGCAGCGGGAUCCACGGUUAAAUGAAAUCUUGUACCCUCCAUUAAAACAAGAGCACGUCGAGCAACUGAUUGAAAAAUAUGAGCCCAAUAGUAGCCUUGCACAGAAAGGACAAAUAUCAGUGGAUGGUUUCAUGCGUUAUCUGAGUGGAGAAGAAAAUGGUGUUAUUCCUCCAGAAAAACUAGACCUCUGCGAAGAUAUGUCUCAACCGUUAUCUCAUUAUUUUAUCAACUCUUCUCAUAACACCUACCUCAUAGCUGGGCAACUGGCAGGAACUUCAUCUGUAGAAAUGUAUCGUCAGGUGUUAUUGUCAGGCUGUCGCUGUGUAGAACUGGAUUGCUGGAAAGGAAGAUCACCAGAAGAAGAACCAAUUAUCACUCAUGGAUUUACUAUGACAACUGAGAUCUUGUUUAAGGAGGUAAUAGAGGCUAUCGCCGAAUCAGCUUUCAAGACAUCUCCUUACCCAAUUGUCCUUUCCUUUGAAAACCAUGUGGAUUCACCUAAACAGCAAACAAAGAUGGCAGAAUACUGCAGAACAAUAUUCGGGGAUGCUUUGCUUACAGAUGUUUUAGAAAAAUACCCUCUUGAGGCCGGAGUAUCACUACCCAGCCCUUCAGAUCUAAUGUACAAAAUUUUGAUAAAAAAUAAAAAGAAAUCGCAUAAAUCCUUGGAAGGAAGUGGAAAAAAGAAACUGGCAGAGCAAGCAUCAAACACCUACAGUGAUACAUCCAGUGUUUUUGAGCCAUCUUCACCAGGAACAGCUCAAGUGGAUGCUGAUAUAGAAAGUGAUGAAGAAGAUGAUGAUGAUGAUGACUGCAAGAAAUCAUCCACGGAUGAAGGGACUGCUGGAAGCGAAGCAUUUGCCACAGAAGCAAUGUCGAACUUGGUAAAUUAUAUCCAGCCUGUGAAAUUUGAAUCUUUUGAAAUGGCUAAAAAACACAACAAAAGUUUUGAAAUGUCUUCGUUUGUUGAAACCAAAGCAUUAGAACAGCUCACCAAAUCUCCAGUGGAAUUUGUGGAAUACAACAAAACACAACUUAGCCGCAUCUACCCAAAAGGAACAAGAGUAGAUUCUUCCAACUACAUGCCUCAAGUCUUUUGGAAUGCUGGUUGCCAAAUGGUUGCUUUGAACUUCCAAACAGUAGACUUAUCUAUGCAGUUAAAUUUUGGGAUGUAUGAAUGUAAUAGGAAGAGUGGCUUCAGACUCAAACCAGAAUUCAUGAGGCGACCAGAUAAACAUUUCGACCCCUUUACGGAGAGUACUGUAGAUGGAAUCGUGGCUAACACAUUAUCUGUUAAGAUAAUUUCAGGUCAGUUUCUGUCUGACAAAAAAGUUGGCACAUACGUGGAAGUUGACAUGUUUGGCCUGCCUGUAGACACAAAAAGAAAAGCAUUCAAAACAAAGACUUCUCAAGGGAACGCAAUCAAUCCUGUUUGGGAGGAAGAUCCCAUUGUAUUUAAAAAGGUAGUCCUACCUUCACUGGCUUCAUUAAGGAUAUCAGUUUAUGAAGAAGGAGGAAAAUUUAUUGGUCAUCGAAUUUUGCCAGUGUCAGCAAUUCGUCCAGGGUACCAUUACAUCUCUUUAAGGAAUGAAAAGAACCAGCCGCUGAUUCUGCCAUCUCUGUUUGUGUAUAUAGAUGUAAAGGAUUAUGUUCCAGACACCUUUGCAGAUGUCAUUGAAGCAUUGUCAAACCCUAUCAGAUAUGUAAAUCUAAUGGAGCAAAGAACUAGGCAACUAGUGGCACUAACACUGGAGGAUGAGGAAGAAAUGAAAAAGGAGAUGGAGUCUGGUGAAGUACCUUCUGAGUCCAAUACAGAUCUUCGUCCAGUACCAGCAGAAAAUGGAGUUAACCAUCAUGCACCAGUGGUGUCUCCAAAACCACCCAGCCAACCUGUACACACACAGUCUACAACAGCAAGUCAAAAAGUCACAGCAAAGACAGAAGACCUGAUUCAGAGUAUAGUAACAGACCUGGAGGCUCAGACCAUUGAAGAGUUAAGGCAACAGAAAGCAUUUGUAAAACUUCAGAAGAAACACUACAAGGAAAUGAAGGAACUUGUAAAAAAACAUCAUAAAAAAACAACUGACCUCAUCAAAGAAUAUACUGCCAAGUACAAUGAAGUUCGCAGUGAGUACCUGCGAAAAAGGACACUCCUAGAAAAGAGUGCGAAAAGGGAUGGCAAGAAAAGGGGUGACUCUGGUAGUCCAACACCAGAUCAUACUUCAUCAGGCAUCGAACAAGAACUGGCCACUCUUGAUGCAGAAAUGGCCCAGAAAAUAGCAGAGCUAAAAGAACAACAGCAGCAUCACCUGCUAAACCUGAGGCAAGAGCAGUACUAUAGUGAAAAGUACCAGAAAAAGGAACACAUCACUACACUUAUCGAGAAGUUGACAGAAGUAGCUGUUGAGUGCCAAAACAGUCAAUUAAAGAAGCUAAAAGAAAUUUGUGAAAAAGAAAAGAAAGAUUUGAAAAAAAAGCUGGAUAAAAAGAGACAAGAGGAAAAGAUCACAGAAAUCAAAACAAAAGACAAAAAUCAAAUAGAAGAGGAGAAAACAGAAAUGAUUCGGUCCUAUGUGCAAGAAGGGGUACAGUACAGGAAACGGUUGGACGAUGCUCAAAGUAAAAGGCAUGAAAAGAUCACAGAAAAACACAAAGAAAUUCUUCAGCAAAUAAUAGAUGAAAAACCUAAGCUGCAGAGUGAACUUGAUCAAGAAUAUCAAGACAAAUUCAAAACACUUCCACUGGAAAUUCAAGAAUUUGUGCAAGAAGCCAUGAAAGGAAAGUUUCAUGAUGACAGUGAUCAUACCACUGCCACAUCCUCCUCUGCGCUGCUAGAGAUCUCAAAGCUGAACCACAAGCCUCUCACAAGUGAAGACGAUUUAGAGGAUGACCAUUCUGAUACUCAGCUUUAAUAAGGCCCUGCCUGGCAUCAGGCUGUUUCCUGUUUGCCAGUGUGAGCUCAUUGCAUACUAAACAUAUUUAUUUUAUUAUCGUUCAAUGAAUGGGUGGUAGAUGAAAUCAGCAGGGAAAAUUUGUUCUGCAAGUGCACAUUUUUAAUAUGGGGCAUUUUUUAAACUGUAGUGUAGCAGUCUCCUCUAUUACAGUGGGUCGCGGCCACAGGGCACAUCUGUGGACAUCUACUGUGUCAUCACACAUAGACACUGCAGCUCUUUCUUUGUAGGAUGAAAUAUUGGCUGUUUGUAACCAUACAAACUGUUAAGAAUGCUACUAAAAAUCACAGAGUACUGUGUGGUUAUGAAUACACAUUUCUUUAAGGUGCCACUGCAGAGUGAUGAAAACUCCUCAGACCUACUAGUCAGUAUGACACUCCAUUCUUUUGUAGCUCUUUCACAGUUUUACUGCUGUGAUUUUCACCUUAGGUUUGCACUGAAUUAUUAAAAUGUUGUUUUGACUACAA